AUGGCUGACCUCGACGUCGCGAGCCACUACAGCCUCCCUUCAGAGUUCCCCGAAGAAUGGCCGGCAGCUCUGGAGGAAGCUGAUCAGCUUGACGAAGAGCCUCUUCAGAGGGCAGACUCUCGUCCGCGCAAAUCACGAUAUUUCGCCCUUGAACGCAGCCCCAGUGAUUGGAGAAACAACUUUGGUUCACGACGAGGGAAGGAGGGCAGAGAUAAUGCGCAGAGCGACGAGCCCGACCCAUUGGGGACAGGUGACAGCGUCCUUCGCAUCCUUAAGCAACGCGGAAUACUUCUAGAUGAUGAUGGUCGCCAACGAGCCCGGUUCCUGUUAUCAUCGACCUCGUUCUCCCCUGCACUCUUCCUGUCGCAAGCGCAUUCCCAGGCAUCCAUCGAAUCGCUCAUGAGCGGUUUGGACAACCUCUCGCAAUCCAUCGAUCAGAAGUCCGCGUCGCUGAAAGUUUUGGUGGAGGCUAACUUCGAACGUUUCGUCCGCGCCAAGGCAACUAUCGAUGCCGUGUACACUGAGAUGAGGAACCAGGGCAUGGAGAAGGAACCAACUCUAGCUCCCCGCAGAUCAGGUCACUUCCGAAGCUAUUCAGGUCAAAAUCACAGUCAAUCCCCGGCCCCAGCGGUGACUCCCAAGAAGACCGCGCUCACGAAAGAGAGCGAAUACGGUAUGAAGGGUAUCCGAGGUCCUUUAGUGGAAGCUUCCGUGAAGGCCGAGGAGGUCUGGGGGCCAGCUCUUGGAGGUCGAGAACGAGAACAAGUAUUGAAAUCAGUGGUUGAGACGAUGGAGAAACACCGGGAGGCCUACGAGAUUGGAAGUCUGCUGUCCAAGUCGAUUCAACAACGAGAUUACGAUUCUGUUUUCGAGCAAUACACCAGAGCUAGAACUCUUGCUAAUGGAGCUAAGAACAUCGCAGACCAAGCUUCUAGUGCCCGCCGACAACUAAACGAUUCUGAGACGCAUACGAUCUUGACCAUGGGCCGCAUGUGGAUGGAUGUCGACCAACAAAUCCAAGACUUCAAGCGCGAUCUCUGGAGGCGUCUUAGUGAUGCACCUACUACAUCUACCACAAGCACUGCGUCUGGGCCCGUGGAAGAGCAUAUGGAGCUGAUUGGAGCUUUGUUGGAACUGGGCGUCGAGGACAACCCUAUUUGGACAUGGCUACAAAGUCGUUAUGCAUUCUUGAAGACGAAGAUCACAGUAUUUUGUGACCGAUGCAAGGUCGAAAUUGAGAUUUUAAGAAGACGGCUUGCUGCUGGAGAGAGGCCAACUCCACAAGCUACGGCAUCCUACCUUCGCCUGGCACCUCGUGAUGGAUUAGCAGAAUCUCCGGAGAGAUUGGACACCGAUCAGGUUAUCGAGCUCUGGGAAUGCGUACAAGCAUUCCUAACUCGACUCCUUUCAUCGCAGAGCGGUUUACUGGGAGAAGUACUGGAUUUCUGGGAAGUAGCCCAGUCUUUCAUCGAUGGCAACCGACAGCGACUCCUACCUGUCGGCUUUGAAGGGGAGAGCCGCAAACAUCACCGACUUUCGAGUAGUAGCGUCAAGGAGUUGGAGACAGGCGUGGUGGAACUAACCAAUCUCAUCCGACAGAACGUCCUGGCCCUCUUCACGGAACUUCCAACUGAGGACGUCUCAUUACUCUUUUCCCCAGUCCCGGCAAGUCCGUCAAGUCCGGAGACAAGAGGAGUCACUCCAACGGAAUCACGCUUCAAGCUGGAUCCAAAGAACCUACCAAUGCCUGUCCCGAAAUUGGGUGAACCCUGGGAGGAGUAUGCCUUCUGGCCACCCUUCUCCAAUUCACUCAGUGGAGUGCAUUACUUGAGCAAAUUCCUCAUUAUCUUGGGCACCGCUGCCAGUGAAAUGGCGUCCUUGCAGCCCGUUGCUAGUACUGGAAAAUCACAUGAUCUUCUCAGGUCUCUUGUCGGUGUUUCUAGGGAGCGAUGUGCCCGUGUGGCAUGCGCUGCUUGGAACAAAGAUGCAGAGAUCUGCAAGAUGUUGGAGGAUUGGACCCGUGAUUUGGAGAAUCGAGAUCUUACCAAGAUGCCCGGGUUCUUUGUGGCGUUCGAGGGUGCUAUCCUUGGAGGCAUGCAGAAAAUCCUUUACAUCUCGGAGGCAGGGGCAAAGCCAGGCUCUGUAGAUGUUAUCACUCAACCGCCUGCGAAAUUGCUUCAAAUGGUUCGCUCUCAAUUUGCUUCUAGUGUCUACAAAGCACUGAGCGGGCUGGUCGAAAACGCUGAGCGUCCAACCAGUGUUGAAGAAGAGAAUGAAUGGGUGAUUUCCCGGCCAGCAAUCACUAGUCAAGCCACCGAUGCUGCUAUGUCGGUUCUCUCGGCAGACUCUGUAGACUCGUGCAACAGGGUUAGUAUCAGCACCGAUUUUAUUGCCUUCAGAUCACUAACCACAGGACAGAACGUCCGAAUCCUCCUUACUCUCUCGAAUCUCAAGGCCCUACAGGCCGAAUAUGUUCCACAGCUGAUCUCCAACUUCGAGAGCGCUUUCUCUGUUAAACUGACCGAAGAGGCCAAGACUGUCCGGGAUGUACUUAGCCAGAUCGAAGACCGACUAUUCCAGUCAUAUGUCAACCCAACUACAACCAUAUUAAACGAUACCAUCACCGCCGGCAUUGGAUCCCCUGACUGGGUGCCCUCGAUUGAUCGACCAGAGCAAGUUCGACCAUAUGUCUACAACACUAUGCUUACCAUGGUGCUUGUCCACACGGAGAUCUCUACGACCAUCCCGUCAACCGUAUCGCCGACCCCCAACCCGCAAGCUUCCAGGGCAUCUUCUAAACUUUUGGCUACUGUAUUGACACAUCUCGUGACGCAAAUCUGCUCAUCUCUGCUCGCGGCCUUCCGUGCCCGUUCCUCCUUUUCGCUAGCAGCUCUAAUGCAAGCAACCCUGGACACCGAGUUUAUCGCACAGUCACUAUCUCAAUACGCAACUGAAGAAGCAUCAGGCAUGCAAAGCCAAAUCUACGUCGAGCUAGAUGCCCGCACAACAAAUGAAGCCCGAGUGAAACUCCAAGCCGAACUCGGAGAAAUGAGAGGCAUUCUGAAGAGACUCCGAGACAGGACGAAGGGCGAGUUUGCCUGUUUCAGGAAACGCAGCUCAAAUAGCUCCAAAUCCUCAAGCAGCUUACAGACAUAG
Penicillium antarcticum is the source of this 3156-nucleotide messenger RNA. Its product is annotated as exocyst subunit SEC5. Gene Ontology annotation, cellular component: exocyst. Gene Ontology annotation, biological process: Golgi to plasma membrane transport; exocytosis. Lineage: Eukaryota; Fungi; Ascomycota; Eurotiomycetes; Eurotiales; Aspergillaceae. The record is from RefSeq and is a predicted model, not a curated record. The coding region runs from base 1 to 3156 and encodes 1051 amino acids. The transcript has a single exon.